AUGACCGCGCCGGAGCGCGAGGGAGGAAAACAAAGGCACCUCCCGCUAGCCGGUACCUGCGGCGCCAGGGCCCGGCGCCGGCCGCACACUCACCUGGGGCUCGGCGCCGCCGAGGGCUGCGGGGCGCCCCCGCAGUCGACCAGACCGGCGGCCCCGGCGCCCUCCGGCCGGUCCGUGCGCGCCGCGGGGAAAGCAGGCGGCCGGGGGCGCCGCCGCGCGUCGCAUGCAGCUCCCCACUGCGGCGGCCGCUGCCAAGGGGCCCAGGGACCCUGCGCUGCCGUCCCCGACCCCGCGACCCGAGGCGGCGACGGGAGAGACGCGGCGCAAGAGCAGAGCGCGUCCGGUGCGCCCCUCAGCGACUCUUCCCGCCGCCCUCCGCAGCGGGCUGGGUCUCCGCUCGCCUUUGUGCUGGCAUCUUCCUUCGCUCCCAGCGACACUCGGAGCUCCUCUGGCGGCUCCGCGCCGCCGCCCACCCCCGGGUUACGCCGCGCCCCCCGCGCGACCCGCCGAUUGUGUCGAGUCAGCACCCGCGGCGGCGGGGACGCGCGAAGCCAUGUCUCCCGCCCGCGCUCGAGAGGGCGCCGGGGGUCCGGGCGCCGCGAGGAGGUUUCCGGCCGAGUUCGGCGACCCCGGCGGGGCGCGGCGCGUGCCCGAGCGGCUCCGCAGCGUGCGGCUCCGCAGCGUCCGGCUCCCCGGCGCUCGCUCUCCUGGCGUCGCCCGCGAGCAGUGCGCCGGCACGCCUGGAUCUCCCCUAUCGCCGCUACCCGCCGCCUGCCCGGGCGCCCGCCCCAACCAACCCCUGCGCCCCGGCCCUCGGAGAGCGCAGGGCCGGCCCGCUCACCUCCGGCGGCGCCGGCGCCCCUCCCGUUAGACGCCUGGGCAGCAUCUGCCCGCACCUUCCUGCGGGGCGCUUGGCUGGGGGGCUUCCUGCACGUCGGGGACCGGGGAAAGGGAGUCGGGGGGCAGGGGGAAGGACGGGAGGGACAGCCAGACCUUGGCCAGCUGGACCUCCUGAGGAAGGUGCGGGAGAGUGGGGCGGGUACAGCCGGGCGGAAGACGAAUCCCGAGGCUGCGGAGGAUCCGGAGCUUCUCUCCUGCGACGCCGAAGGACACGAGAGUUCUGAGAGGCGCCGUGGAGGAAGGAGACCCUCUGAGGUCAUGCGAGCAGGUCUCUGCCCAAAUCCCACCGAAAAGCUGAAUGGAGGAGUGUCAUGCCUCGGUUUCCCCAACUGCAAGGGCAAGACGGACUCCAAGAACUGAGGACAGACUUGUACACUACUUGAAUUGUGUCUCCCAAGAUCUUUGCAUGGACUCUAACUGCUGAUUAUAUGAGUGUCCUGACUCUUCAUCAUCCUAGGUUACCUCCUUUCUAUGAAUGUGCUCAAGUUUGUGAACACUGCCUCUGAAGUGUAGUGUCCAAAGCUGAACCCAAAGGCAGAUUCCAAGAAACUGAAACAUCAAGCCCCUUCUAACACCACAGGCGGAAUCCUAGCAAUAUGUUCCCAUGGUCUUACAUUUCUGUAAAGGUUUAAACAGUAAAAUAUUUUAAUCUCAAGAGCCUGCUGUAUCCUUUCAUCUAACUUCCAUUCUGUCAUAAUUUCCCUUCUGUCUGGAAGCAUUGUGGUGGUCGUGGACAUUUGGGGACCUGGCUAAGGGAAAAUUGACUUUGUAAGUGGAAUAAAUGUAUGUAGUUCAUGGGCAUCACAGCCUAUAGUAACAGUGACAUCUAUUCCAGCAGCUCAAAGGCCUACAGUUAUCUCACCACAGGUUAUUAUGACACAAAGGUGGAGGGCCAGACACCUUAUCAGCAAAUGAAUAUGUCCUUCAGGAUCCAGCAUGUAAGUAUACAGGUAACGGGGUAGACAAUAUUUGGAAUACAUGGACCCAGAACUGGAAUGUGGAAAAUCCCCCCACACCUUAAUAUAUGGGAAAGAAGUUUGGUAGAGAUUUUUCCAUAUUUGACGAUAAUCUUAAAAAUGUAUAUAACUUUUCCAAUAAUGAACUGUAGACUGGAAAGAAACUCUUCUAAAGUAUCAAUAAUAAAAAGAAAUUUCAAUCAACUACGCUAACGGAAAGACUGAAAUAGCUAUUAAUGCUAUAGAACAAAAUGUGACAGAAUCAUUUUUACAUGAAGAAGAAAACAGUAUACAGCCAAAAUGUAGGGAAAAGUAUUGUAAAAGUAUAUUAGGCAAUUAAUUUUUUUAAUAAUUGUAUUUGUUUAUAUUUGAUGAUGUCUGAUACUUGUGAAUUUAAUUUGUAAUCUGUUGUGAUUUUUAAUUCCAAAUAUUUAAAAAAAAUCUAAACUGUGUAUUCUUUUCGUGUGUGUGUAUGUGUGUGU
This is a messenger RNA of Herpailurus yagouaroundi (jaguarundi), 2338 nucleotides long. RefSeq names its product translation initiation factor IF-2-like. The coding region runs from base 1 to 1260 and encodes 419 amino acids. The transcript has 4 exons. The record is from RefSeq and is a predicted model, not a curated record. NCBI's taxonomy places the organism in Eukaryota, Metazoa, Chordata, Mammalia, Carnivora, Felidae.